AGCAUUAAAAAACUUGGUAAAUAAUGGUGGAAUUCACUGACAUUGUUCAGAAUGCUUUUUCUGAAGCACAAAAAAUAGGUAUCAGUUUUUCGCACUCUCAACUAGAUGUACUCCAUUUACUAGUUGCAUUAAUAAAAAAAAAUGAUUUUACUGCGCGCACGUUUCAAAAGGUUUCUGGGGAUUUUACAGCCUUACAAAAAGAAAUAGAUAUUGAACUUAAUAAGCUACCUAAAUGUAAACCCCCACCUAAUGUUCUUACCCCCAAUCAUAAUGCAACUCAAGUGUUUCAAAAAAUGGAAAAGAUACGUGAAGAAUUGGGUGAUACUCAUGUAUCCAUUGACCAUUUAUUACGAGCGUUGAUUUCGAAUCCUUUAAUUCGCCGCAUUUUAGCUGACUGUAGUUAUUCAUCAAUGCAAAUUGACAACACUGUUCAGCAGUUGAGAGGAGCACAGCGUAUAACGUCAGCUGGUGGAGAUUCUCAAUACGAUGCAUUGUCUACCUACGGUGUCGACUUGACAGAGUUGGCGGAACGAGGAAAAUUGGAUCCUGUUAUUGGAAGGGACGAUGAAGUGCGUAGAGUAAUUCGUGUAUUGUGCCGGCGCACUAAAAAUAAUCCCGUUCUUAUUGGCGAACCUGGUGUUGGAAAGACAGCUAUUGCUGAAGGAUUAGCUACAAGAAUUGCCCAAGGUGAUGUACCUGGAUCUUUGAAGGGUCGUGUUAUUAGCCUAGACAUUGGUGCACUGAUUGCUGGCGCAAAGUAUCGUGGAGAGUUUGAGGAAAGGUUGACCGCUGUUUUAAAUGAAGUAAAGAAAGGCGCUGGCAGUAUAAUUUUAUUUAUCGACGAAAUACAUUUAGUGUUAGGUGCCGGAAAAACUAGUGGUGCAAUGGAUGCCGCCAACCUUUUGAAACCAAUGUUAGCUCGAGGAGAACUGAAAUGUAUUGGUGCGACAACGUUAGACGAAUAUCGUAAACAUGUUGAAAAAGAUGCCGCAUUUGAAAGACGUUUUCAACAAGUGCAUGUGCAUGAACCUUCAGUUGAAGCUACUAUAAGCAUUUUACGCGGUCUAGUAGACCGUUACGCAGCACAUCAUGAUGGUAUUCGAAUUCUUGAUGCGGCUCUAGUUGAAGCGGCUCAACUUGCAGAUCGUUAUAUUACUCAUCGAUUCCUACCUGACAAAGCGAUUGAUUUAAUGGACGAAGCUUGUGCUAAUGUACGAGUGCAGUUGGAUAGUCAACCUGAAUGCAUUGAUAACCUUGUAAGGGGAAAAUUUCAAUUGGAAGUAGAGGUAAAAGCUUUGGAAAAGGAAUCAGACGUAGCAUCAAAAGAAAGGCUAGCUAAAGUACGACUUAACUUAGAAAAGGUUGAAAAAGAUCUUGUACCAUUAAGAGCAAAGUAUGAAGCCGAAAAAGCAAGAUUACGUGAAAUGAGAGAACUCAGUAAACGAAUCAAUGAACUCAAAUUCAAAUUAGAACAGGCCCAACGACAAGGGGACCCCGUGCUUGUUGCUGAGUUGCUGUAUGAUGUUUUACCCGACAAGGAACAGCGUUUAAAACGACUACAAAAAGAACAAGAUGAAUACGUUCAAAAGGAAUCUCCCCUUAUCACUGAUACGGUGACUCCUGAGCAAAUAGCUGAAGUCGUGUCCCGAUGGACAGGUAUUCCAGUGCAUCGUUUGUCACAAGGUGAGGUUGAACGGCUUUUAUCCCUUGAAUCUGUUUUGAAGAAAAGAAUUGUUGGGCAAGACGCUGCAGUUAACGCCGUAUGUAAUGCUGUUAUUCGGAAUGCUGCCGGUUUAUCCAAAGGUCGAAUGCCCAUUGGAUCUUUUUUGUUUAUUGGUUCAACAGGCGUCGGAAAAACAGAAUUAUCUAAAGCUCUUGCCGAAGAACUUUUUGACAGUAAAGAUCGUUUGGUUCGCAUCGAUAUGUCCGAAUUCAUGGAAGCUCAUAGUGUCUCGAAACUUAUCGGUUCACCUCCUGGUUAUGUUGGCUACGAUGAUGGAGGCCAUUUAACGGAAGAAGUAAGACGACAUCCUUAUAGUGUAAUUUUAUUUGAUGAGAUAGAAAAAGCGCAUCCCGCUGUAUGGAAUAUUCUUCUUCAAGUUCUUGACGAAGGCCGGCUAACUGACUCAAACCAUCAUACAGUUGAUUUUACUAAUACAAUUAUAAUAUUAACAUCUAACAUAGGAGGCCAUAUACUUUCAACUGAAUCUUCUGAAAACUCUGAGGAACCAUCCCAGAAUCAUCAAAAGAACAUUUUAAAUGAAGUUGGAAAAUAUUUCCGACCCGAACUGAUUAAUAGAUUAGACUCUAUUGUUCAGUUUGAACAACUAAAACCUUCAACACUGCGUCAACUUGUCAAUUUACAAAUUUCUGAUGUUACAAAAAGAUUACAGAAUAAACGUAUUAAUUUCUCAAUUACACCAGAAGCUGUUGAUCACAUUGUUCUAGAGGCAUAUGACCCUGCUUAUGGUGCCAGGCCGUUUCGGCGUUACAUUGAAUCUGAAGUUGUUUCGCCCCUUAGCAAAAAACUUUUGUCUGGAGAACUCUGUUCUAAUUAUGAUGUUAGUUGUCACUGGGAUAGUAAAACAAACUGGAGCUGGCGUAUUGUCCCGUCUACUAACAUAGACGACACAACUGGAUUGAAUACCUUAUCAAACAUUUCUGGUGAAAACUCUUUAUCUCCUUCUCGCCAUUCAAAACAAUAUAUUGAAAAACGAAAAAAAGCUAAAACAUAGAUUUUUAUUUUUAUUGCUAGUAAAGAAAAAGAAGUUUGUUAAAAUCUGAACACUAUUUCAUGAAUAAAUAAAAGUAUCAUGAUAGUUUAAUAGCGACGGUAUUACUAUUCGUGUAAAAAAUCCUUUAUUCAAAGGAAUAUCGUUUGUCUACAUAAUACAAACAAUAAGAUUUGUCCUGAUUUAUUCAAUGUAAACUUUAUUCUAUUUUUAUCA
Molecule: messenger RNA, 2948 nt
Organism: Hylaeus volcanicus
Lineage: Eukaryota; Metazoa; Arthropoda; Insecta; Hymenoptera; Colletidae
Exons: 1
Coding region: 24-2735 (903 amino acids)
Biological process (GO): cellular response to heat
Cellular component (GO): cytoplasm
Molecular function (GO): ATP hydrolysis activity; ATP binding
Source: RefSeq, a predicted model, not a curated record